ACUUCACUCGUGCUCGCUGUCUAGUCACCCUGCCCCCCUUGGUUCUGCUGCUGUCCGCCCGCCACCCCAUCCAAGGCUGCUCGCUUUGCGUCCCCAAUGCGCAUCUAGUGUACGCCGGCCAUCUUUCGCAAUAGCGAUGUCCUCCGCCGAGACAAACGCGGCCCUCGCAGACUUUCUGUCGAAUCUCGCGAAGCAGCACGACCCAGCUCUGGACGCCUCGUUCAGCGGCCAAAUCGCUGCAAAUGGCGCCAAAGCAAACGCCAUCAUCCUUCCUGGGUCUGACUCCCCAGACAAGGCCAGCCUCGAGCGAGAGCUGGCCGCGCUUGCUGCCCGCAUACAGUAUCUCGAAUCCAAGGCGAACGUCGUCGACAACCGCACGCUCCCGAUAACUCCUGGUGAGCCGGGCGUCAGCUCCCCGUUCAUGUAUAGCCCCGCCGCCGUCUCCAUAUCGCGCAACGGCAGCGCACCCGGGAGGCGAGGCUCGCACAAGGAGCAGAGGGCAACGUGGGUCAACAACUGGUUGGCCGCAAAGGAAUCCAACAAUGGAGAGGCCCAGCAGCCCACGGCCGCGCUCACUGAGGAGCAGCUGAACUACUUGCGCGACCAUCUCAACAAGCAGGCUGAUCAGAUCAAGAAUCAACGCGAACACAUCGACAAUCUCAGUGCCGAAGUGAACAAACAAUUGCGGAAUCAGGACAUCGCCUUUGGACAUGGCAUUGAGGACAUUGGGGCUCUCAAACGAGAGCUGGGCAAGCACCAGCAGGCCAACCUCGCUUUCCAGAAGGCGCUGCGUGAGAUUGGGAACAUUGUGACAGCCGUCGCCAUGGGUGAUCUCAGCAAAAAGGUUCUUAUUCAUGCCAAGGAGAUGGAUCCUGAAAUCACAACGUUCAAGCGGACCAUCAACAAGAUGGUUGACCAGUUACAGGAAUUUGCCAGUCAAGUCACAUUUCUAGCUAAAGAAGUUGGCACUGAGGGCAGACUUGGUGGUCAGGCCAAUCUCCCUGGUGUCGACGGCAUUUGGGCCGAAUUGACGGACAGCGUUAAUGUCAUGGCGAAGAACCUCACAGAGCAAGUGCGAGAAAUCGCAACUGUAACUACAGCAGUAGCUCACGGUGACUUGAGCAGGAAGAUUGAACGACCUGCUCGAGGUGAGAUCUUGCAAUUGCAGCAGACUAUAAAUACUAUGGUAGAGCAACUACGGUCGUUUGCUACUGAAGUCACAAAAGUAGCCAGGGACGUCGGUACUGAAGGGAAACUGGGUGGCCAGGCUGAGAUCGCAGGAGUCAAGGGCAUGUGGAACGAACUUACAGUCAACGUCAACGCCAUGGCACAAAACCUUACUACGCAGGUCAGAGACAUCGCUCAGGUGACUACAGCUGUAGCACAAGGAAACCUCACGCGGAAAGUCGAGGCCGAAUGCAAGGGCGAAAUUCUCGAACUUAAGAAUACGAUCAACUUGAUGGUGGACCAACUUCAACAAUUCGCACACGAAGUCACAAAGAUCGCUAGGGAGGUUGGAUCCGAGGGUCGUCUUGGCGGGCAAGCUACAGUGCACGGCGUGGAAGGCACGUGGAAAGACUUGACCGAGAACGUGAACGGCAUGGCCAUGAACCUUACAACACAAGUGCGUGAGAUCGCCGAGGUCACAACCGCAGUCGCCAGAGGAGAUCUUAGCCGGAAAGUCAAAGCCGAAGUCCAGGGGGAGAUCCUGUCCCUCAAAAUUACUAUUAACACUAUGGUGGACCGUUUGAAUACAUUUGCACAAGAAGUUAGCAAGGUAGCUCGCGAGGUCGGCACUGAUGGUAUCCUUGGCGGCCAGGCGCAAGUGGAUAACGUGGAGGGCAAAUGGAAAGAUUUAACUGACAACGUCAACACGAUGGCCCAGAAUCUCACGCUCCAAGUGCGAAGUAUCUCGGAAGUCACGCAAGCCAUCGCCAAGGGCGAUAUGAGCCGUAGAGUACACGUCGAUGCCGAAGGAGAAAUCCGGCUCCUCAAAGACACUAUUAACGACAUGGUUACCCGUUUGGACGAUUGGUCACUAGCUGUGAAGCGCGUUGCUCGCGAUGUGGGCGUGGACGGAAAGAUGGGAGGCCAGGCUGACGUUCAAGACAUUGAUGGUCGCUGGAAGGAGAUAACUACCGACGUUAACACCAUGGCUCAAAAUUUAACCUCUCAAGUACGAGCAUUUGGAGACAUCACCAAUGCAGCCAUGGAAGGCAAGUUCACCCAAAUCACGGUUGAAGCCUCUGGCGAGAUGGACGAGUUGAAGAGGAAGAUUAAUCAAAUGGUUUCAAGUCUUAGAGAGAGUAUCCAGAGGAACACGGCAGCGAGAGAGUCUGCCGAGUUGGCAAACAAGACGAAAUCCGAGUUUUUGGCAAACAUGUCUCAUGAGAUUCGGACACCCAUGAACGGGAUUAUCGGAAUGACCCAGCUCACCUUGGACACGGAUCUUACCCACGCGCAGCGAGAAAUGCUGACUAUCGUUCACAACCUAGCUGGGCAGCUUUUGACCAUUAUCGAUGACAUUCUCGAUAUCAGCAAGAUUGAAGCCAACCGCAUGGUCAUGGAAGAAAUCCCUUUCUCGCUCCGCGGAACUAUCUUCAAUGCGCUCAAGUCGCUAGCAUUGAGAGCUAAUGAGCGAAAGUUGACGCUAGCAUAUGAUGUCGACUGCUCUAUUCCAGACUAUGUUGUUGGGGAUUCCUUCAGAUUGCGACAGAUUAUCCUAAAUCUCGUCGGGAAUGCGAUCAAAUUCACAGAGGUCGGAGAAGUCAAGGUUGCAAUAUCGAUGGCCCGAGACCAGAAUUGCGGACCCGACCAAUAUGUCUACCAAUUCGCUGUAUCUGAUACUGGCAUCGGUAUCCAUGGUGAUAAGCUCAACCUCAUCUUUGAUACAUUUCAGCAAGCCGAUGGGUCCACAACGAGAAAAUUCGGUGGCACAGGUCUGGGAUUAUCAAUCUCGAAACGCUUAGUCACUCUGAUGGGUGGACAGAUGUGGGUAACGUCCGAUUACGGAAAGGGCAGCAUAUUCUACUUCACCUGCAGAGUGCGUCUCGGGAACCCAGAUCUGACCGCUAUUCAACCCCAACUGGCGCCUUACAGCAGACAUACCGUUCUAUUUGUUGACCAGGGUCAUACUGGAUGCGGAGAGCAAGUAGUCGACCAUCUGAAGGCCCUUGAUCUGGCGCCCAUUGUGGUUAAUUCCAUCGACAAAGUAGCUGUCUCGGGUGACCGGACAGCAACUACAAUGCCCUUCGACUGUGUCAUCGUGGAUAACGAUAAGACAGCCAGGGAGCUCCGAAUCGCAGAGCGGUUUAAGUACAUCCCACUUGUCAUGCUCACCCCGCGGGUGUGUAUCAGUCUAAAGUCCGCCCUUGAGGACGGUAUUUCGAGCUAUAUGACUACACCUUGCCUGCCGAUUGACUUGGGCAAUGCUUUGAUCCCUGCUCUAGACGGUCGCGCUGCACCAUUGGUGAAUGACCACUCUAGAUCCUUCAAUAUCCUCCUCGCAGAAGACAAUGCAGUCAACCAGAAGCUCGCGGUCAAAAUUUUACAGAAGUACAAUCACACCGUCACCGUGGCAAACAACGGUCUGGAAGCUUUCGAGCACAUCAAGAACAAGCGGUAUGAUGUCGUUCUUAUGGACGUUCAAAUGCCUGUUAUGGGAGGAUUCGAAGCUACAGCAAAGAUUCGCGAAUGGGAGCGCGAGAGUGGUCAGCCUUCAACACCAGUGAUCGCAUUGACCGCGCACGCUAUGGUCGGCGACCGAGAGAAGUGUCUUGCGGCUCAAAUGGAUGAUUACCUAUCGAAACCUCUCAGGCAAAAUCAACUUAUUCAAACUAUUUUGCGCUGCGCUACUUUAGGCGGUAUUCUUUCAGACCACGCAAACGAGCAACGGCAUUCGAUAGAACAUAUACAGACACCGGAUAUCCAGCUAUCUCCAGACAGUCCCACGUUAACCCCUAAGAGUAUGUCCAAAUACCCUUCGCAGAGACCGCAGCUGGAAGCGAGAGGCUUCACCGAACGAGGCACCACGGCAGAGAGCCCUUCGCUUCUAGCGGCCGACCAAUCCGAUCCAGUGGAGAGACUUUUGCUUCGUUCGCACAGUAGUUGAAGAACA
Lindgomyces ingoldianus is the source of this 4117-nucleotide messenger RNA. RefSeq lists its product as uncharacterized. Lineage: Eukaryota; Fungi; Ascomycota; Dothideomycetes; Pleosporales; Lindgomycetaceae. Gene Ontology annotation, molecular function: phosphorelay sensor kinase activity. Gene Ontology annotation, cellular component: membrane. Gene Ontology annotation, biological process: phosphorelay signal transduction system; phosphorylation; cellular hyperosmotic response. The transcript is spliced from 5 exons. The coding region runs from base 137 to 4111 and encodes 1324 amino acids. The record is from RefSeq and is a predicted model, not a curated record.